UAGGGAGGGCAAGUCCAGACUGAACUAUGGGUGUGACAAAAAGAAAAUAGGCGUUGCUUGUCAUGCAAGAGUAAAAUGAAAAGAGGGACAAACAAGACGUGAUUUUGAGUACCACACGAAGACUCGCUCCGCUCUGCUGCCUCGCUUCGGAUCCAGUGGCUCUGUGUGUGCACGGACUCGACCCGAAUCGCUCGGAUUUAAGACACGAUCAAGGAUCUGUCAUGAAAAGACGAGAAAGGGAUCUAAAAUAAGGCCUGUCAUUUUCUGUAUCUUUCUUUCUUUCAAAAUCCAGCAUAAUGAUGCGUAAGUUCAGUUCGGAGGGUGCGUUGUUGGACCUCCUGCCCUGGGAAGAUACGGACAGGACCUCGGAGGAAGGGGCCAGAUGGAGCCUCGCAUCCUAUCCUUGCACCCCAGAUGCAAAGUCGGGGAGUGCUGGAAAGGGGGAGCUCAAGAGAGAUCACAGCGUUAGUAUGGAAAAUCUGGUGGACUUGGAGAAGAACUCUGGUUUACUGAAAGUGACGAAUCUUAAUGAGAGCUUUAAAGCGUACAGUGACAGCCAGCUCACUGGCAAUGCUAAAGGCAGCUGUGAGAGUGUGGGAAAGUGUGAAGCCGAGCACCACUCCCCGUCAUCCACACUCAAAUCUGGCCAUAUGCCCGUCUCCCCAAAACCUCCCCACUAUCACCGACAGCAAGCUCGGGCCAAACUGACAGCUGCUAAAUUACACGUCAAAAGUUUGUUUGGACAGGGUUCACCACAGUCCUCACAUUCGAAUUUGACAAGUGCGGAGCACAGAGAGAACAUAACCAGCGCUAAAGAGAGGCGUUCUCGAAUGCCUUUCCUCAGGCAGUGGAGUGAGGUGGGUCACAGCAGAGCUCAACUCAGCAGGAAGGACAUGGAAAGUUGGGCCAAGUCCCUUGAUGCAUUGCUGGAAAGCAGAGUGGGCGUCACAGUGUUUGAGGCGUUCCUGCGAUCCGAGUUCAGUGAGGAAAACCUGCAGUUCUACUCGGCCUGUGAGCAGUACAGACAGUCGUCCAACAAAUUCAGCCUGCAGAGACGCGCAAAAAUGAUCACUGAGACUUACAUCCAGCCGGGUGCUCCCAGAGAGGUGAACCUGGACAGUAAGACGAGAGAACUGACCCUAGAGCUCCUCAAAGCCCCCUCUCACACUUCCCUCUCACAUGCCCAGAGGCGCAUCUACAGCCUCCUGGAAAUGGACAGUUACCACCGCUUCCUCCAGUCAGAGAUCUACGUCACACUACUGAGGGAUUCAUAUUAGAACAAGAACGGGAUGAAAACAGAACAGACAUCAUGCCUGGACAGCGGAGACCGCAAAUGUGUCUCUAUGAUGAAAAAAAAAUAAAUCUAAACUACUGAAGAACGUUUUAGUGAAAAAAAGGGAAGCAGACGAGCAGGGAUGAUGCGAUUGUCUUGAACUUGAAUGCAUAGGGUCUAAAGGGACAUGCAAUGGGGAAAAAAGUGCUGACAUUUGGCAUGUUGACAGUCAACAAGGGAAAAACACGUCUGGCAAGAAUGGGCUGUUCAGUGAAAGGCUGGAGCACUCAUUAGGGUGACUUCAGGGUCAGACCAUUCUUUGACUUCAACUGUAUGUGUAGUUACGAAGGAGCAGCACUAAUGACUCAUUCCUCAAAUUUCUUUCCAAUAAAUAAUUCUAUAUUAUACUUAAAUACACAUUCAAACAAAAUCUCAAGCUCUCACCAAGACAAAAUUAAAAUAGACUGUUAUCUAUAUAAGCAAUAUGAACACAAGUACUUUAAAUAAAAGGUGAAAACUUCCUUGUAGGCUUGACAGACGGCCAGAUUGAGUUUAAAAUGUUUGAGACAUAUUAAACCCUGUGCAUUAGCAUAUUGUGAUUUUAUGAUCACAGAUUGCAUAUUAAAGCUGUACUCGUGUGACUAUACACAUUGAAAUCAAAGGUCUAUCACAGAGUUUGGCCCUUUUUUAAAUCAUCACACAUACAUAAGUAAUACUCUGUAGAGCGUGUUGCAGGGAAAUGUCACAAGUUGACAGGAUUAAAAUGCAGACACUGAAUGGGAUCCUGCUUGAGCAAACUGGCUUGACACCAGCACUAAUACCAUCCCAGUAAGCACAAAUACAUUUCCAAGGCAUCAGUUAAAGAGGAAAUGACCUGUAUUAGCACUUAGCACUGUAUUCUUAUUAUUAAACAACUGAAGAACAUCUUAAAAAGAGCAGAUCACAAAAAUGUCAACUUGAACAUCUGAGAGGGAACAUUUUUGAAAUGUAUAUUCCAGAUGAACGCACAGAUUAAAAAAAAAAAAUUGUGAUGUUUGUAUUUUAGUGUCUGUUGAUGAUGUCAGCUGUGACUUACAGACGGUACAUGUAUUAUUACUGUAGACAUGCUACUAAUGUCCUUGGUCAAAUGUUUUCCAAGGGUUUAAUCUGUUUUGAGUAUAAUAUAAAGGAUUUCCUUAAGGGAUUCAUUGAAUUAUGUGAUUGCUGUACAAGAAUGAGCAUCAGUUUGACUGUCAAAGUAUUUAUGUUGUUUGAGAGCAGCGAUAUAAAUGAAUCGAACAGAACAAAUGUUCCACCGUUUAAUUAAAUUUUCACAAAAAAUUCUGU
This is a messenger RNA of Cyprinus carpio (common carp), 2599 nucleotides long. Its product is annotated as regulator of G-protein signaling 1. The coding region runs from base 297 to 1277 and encodes 326 amino acids. The record is from RefSeq and is a predicted model, not a curated record. The transcript is spliced from 6 exons. NCBI's taxonomy places the organism in Eukaryota, Metazoa, Chordata, Actinopteri, Cypriniformes, Cyprinidae.